Messenger RNA from Moneuplotes crassus, 997 nucleotides. The record is from the annotation of a GenBank genome assembly. Lineage: Eukaryota; Ciliophora; Spirotrichea; Euplotida; Euplotidae.
AAAUGGCAGCACAAAGCUGGCACGUUAUUAAUGGAGCAAAGCACUACCCAGUGCUUUACAGGGAAGUAUUGGCUUUUUACAAUACUUUUUACCCUCAGUAUUGGGAACAAAGAGACUCAGGACGACGUAGAAAAACCAACUAUUUUUACCUCGCAGAUGGCACAUUUGGAGGUGGAAAUCAUAGCAAAUUGUUAUUAAACCAGUUUAAGCAAAUGAAAAUAGCAGGAUAUGACCUUGACCCUUCUAUGAUUGAAAAAGCUGAGAAAAACUUUGAAGAUGAGAUUUACUCCCAAAAGAGACUUCAGCUAGUCAAUGAUAAUUUUAUCAACAUUGAAACUUAUGAUACCAGACCUCCAAGAAAAUUUAAUUCAAUCUUUCUUGAUCUUGGCUUUAGUCAAUACCAAGUAGCAGAUCAAGAUAGAGGGUUUUCAUAUUUGAGUGAUGGGUAUCUUGACAUGCGAUAUGCACCUGACAGACAUGCUGAAGGUAGUACUGCUGCUGAUAUUCUCAACAAAUGUACUCAUUAUGAACUAGUAGAAAUCUUCAAAAGAUACGAUCCUCAUGCUGAGAAAAUAGCAGAAGCAAUCUGAGAUGCGAGAGAAAGAAGUAUAAUAAACACAGCUUCUGAUCUAAAGAAUGUUCUUUUUGAUGUUUUUCCUGGUCUUGCACGCAGCCAGAAGUAUAAUAAAAUAAUGAAGGUCUUCAUGGCACUAAGAAUCUCAGUGAAUAACGAAUUAAUAGUCUUGGAUGAGUACUUAUACAAAAAUCCUGUACUAGGAAUGGCAAAGAAUGGUUCAAUGGUGAUUAUUAGCUUCCAUUCAACUGAAGAUCAGGUUGUGGCAAAGCAUUUCAGAAGAUGGAAGAAGCUAAAGUACGGCCAAGAGGUAUUCAAGAAGGUUCUCACUCCCAGCAAGGAAGAACUCGAAGAAAAUCCUGCCUCUCGGUCUGCCAAGAUGAGGGUCUUCAUGAAAGAAUUUGAAUAAGUUCAAUCGGUGAA